Molecule: messenger RNA, 3834 nt
Organism: Esox lucius (northern pike)
Lineage: Eukaryota; Metazoa; Chordata; Actinopteri; Esociformes; Esocidae
Product: zf-DHHC domain-containing protein
Exons: 9
Coding region: 725-1504 (259 amino acids)
Molecular function (GO): palmitoyltransferase activity
Source: RefSeq, a predicted model, not a curated record
CCUUGUGGAUUUAUAUGUCUCAUAUUAACUUAUUUCAGCGUAUUUUAUGCGGAUUAUGUGGUCAUUCAGUAUGUCCUCAUUCCUGCUUACUCGGGAAGGUACGUCUUCGGGAAUGCUUCUUUUCGAGUUGCUGCUUAGCGUUGAUAUAGCUAACGUUAGCACAGCUAACAGUUUAUAUUGUAUAUUUGUAUCUUACUAACGUAAUAAUUAUAAACUGCUGUUGCCAGCGGUUUCGUUUCAUGGUUUUAUGAUGUCUUGCGGGAAUUAUACUUUCAAUACAGUCAGCGGCAUUCGACUGGCAUCCUUUGUGUAGGGUGCCGUCAAUCGGAUGGUCGAUGAACAGGUGUCCUGACUCUCUGUGGUCACCUAAGUUCCAAUGGCAGUUAUCGUAGGGUUGUAAAACCCGAUGUCCAGGUUACAUUUCUAGUCUGGUCGUCAAACCAUCGCUACUAAAGUGUCCCCUGCGUCCAGAAUGCAAAUUCACCGCCUCUCUCUAGUUUCCCAGGAAGUUUGCUGGUAAUUAGAACGUGUUCUCAGUUGGCUCAUCCGGGAAUAAUAAAUAAAACAUACAACCAGGAAAUGUGUUUGGUAUUUGGCAGGUACAGAGGAAAUUGGCUGGCCAGAUUGGUAGCCUUCUAUUUACGUCGUUGUUUACUCUUGAGCAACAAUGUGCUGGCAAGCCUUGAACACCUAAAUCGUAGCCCGUCCUUGGCGAAGCAACCGUAUGUGGUGUACACUUCAUGGGUCUGUAUUCAAUGUGAUUCUCCUGUUGCUGCUGGCCUGCCACUCCAAAGCCGUCUUCUCUGACCCGGGCAUGGUUCCGCUUCCAGAGACAGCAAUAGACUUCUCUGAUCUGAGGUCGCAGAAUUCACGCAUGAACGAGAGGGGCUGUGAAGGCUGGACUGUGUGUAGUCGUUGUGAGACGUAUCGACCUCCCAGAGCGCACCACUGCAGAGUGUGUCAACGAUGCAUACGACGUAUGGACCACCACUGUCCCUGGAUUAAUAACUGUGUUGGAGAGCUGAACCAGAAAUACUUUAUUCAGUUCCUCUUCUAUACAGGUAUGGCCAGUCUGUACUCCAUGGCCCUGGUGGUGUCGGCCUGGGUGUGGAGGAUACGGAGCGAAAGAGAAGGAGAAGGAGAGAAAGAAGAGGAGUCUCCCAGCAAACACCUGAUUGUAGCUCACUACAUCAUUCUGCUGGUGGAGUCGGUGCUGUUCGGUGUGUUUGUCAUGGUUAUUUUCUACGACCAGUUGGUCUCCAUAAUAACGGAUGAGACUCCCAUAGAGCAGAUGAGGAAUCGCCUGAUGAAGGACAGGUCGUUGACCGGCAGCACCUCCUCCCAGCCCCCAACUCACAUCACGCACACCCGCAAGCCCAAGCUAGCCCUGCUCAGGGAGGUCUUCGGGAGGGGUUCGGUGUUCUGUUGGCUGUUCCCUCUACAUUCCAGCCCCCCCACAGUUGGUGGAAUCAGCUACUCAGCUGUACCGGAUUACAAUGUCUAACUUUGCCACAACCUUCACACAACGUUAGGAAAACAUUACCUUCCCUUCAACGUUAUGGUUAUGUUGUGGUUAUAUUAGGAUUAAGGUCUCAUAGGUUACGGUGACAUUUUUGGUUGACCAACGUUCCCAAAACCUCCCCUCAUCGUUACAGGAUCAUUUCUAAAAUGUCUGAAUAACGUUCCUUGUUGGAGUUAUGGUACAGUCAACAGUAUUUCUGGAAAACCCGGGUCUUUGGCGAAUAUUACUGUGAUGUUGAGUUGAAGUUUUUAUUACAUACAUUUUACUUGAAGGUUAGUGAAACAUCAUGAGUUGAUUUUAUGGUAAUGUUGAAGUGAAGGUUACCAUACGAUGUUACAGUACAAAAAUGCAGUAUAACUUUACACCAACUUUCAGGUUGGAGUGUGUAUUUAUACAAAACCACUAAAUAUUCUAGUGAUGUAUUCUAAUUUUUAUUUUAAACACACUAACACAUAAUACACACAAACACAUUACAAUACACAGACACAAUAUUUGUAUAUCUUUGAAGGGAUUCCUUUGGUUCCUAACUGUGAUGAGAGAAGAUCAAACUUAAAAUUAUUUAUACGUACAGAUAGAUUAACCAGCCUUCGAUCUCUACUCCAAGCUAUGUGUGUUUAAACUUUUUACUACAUUCUACACCUCAGGUUCAAAUACAAUUGCAUACAUUUCAAUAUUUGGAGUAUUCAGUAGGAACAUAGUUGGGCACAUCAACGGUUUGGUAGUUUGGACACAACAUUCUGCUGGUUCCAACCAAGCCCAAUUAAAGUAUUUAAAAUGAUUUCAGUUAGCAUUUGAAAUGAUUUCAGUUUGUGUUUGAAAUGAUUUCAGUUAACAUUUGAAAUGAUUUCAGUUAGUAUUUGAACCCCAAGUGUGUAUUUGAGCCCCUGGCAGACUUGGCCCACCGGCCUCAGAGCUAGUCGGCCAGGCCGCCGUGUGCUGACUGUACAUACGCUGUAACUGCUGAGUUGACUCUGUACAUACGGAUGUAUUUUAUAAUGUCUUCUAUUCAAAUGAAGGGAAACGAGGCACUAAUCCCAAAUGGCACCUUUAGCUAGAAAACUACUUUUGAUGAGGGAACUCGGGCCGAGGGCACCAAGCGAGUGAGAUUUAGGUUUUACCUUUCAGGUCGUAACACUUAAGACGACAAGGACAGGGAAGCCCUGAUCCAGGAUCAGCCUCGAACUGAGGUGAUUUGUCACGCUGUGGUUGUAGAUGUGUUUGUGGGGCCGGGGGCGUGGGUAGUGCAUGAUCUGGGGAACGGGUUGUGGGGCCGGGGGCGUGGGUAGUGCAUGAUCUGGGGAACGGGUUGUGGGGCCGGGGGCGUGGGUAGUGCAUGAUCUGGGGAACGGGUUGUGGGGCCGGGGGCGUGGGUAGUGCAUGAUCUGGGGAACGGGUUGGCAUUUGGGAUGCCCCCAUGAAAACGGGACUGGUUGGCCUCUAGAUUGUUUUGGUUGUUUUUUUUGGUAACAAUUCGGUGUGCCAAAUGACACCUUGUUCCCUCUGUAUUCAGGGUUAAGGGUGACAUUUGGGACAAAAAGUUUGAAACUUUUAUUUGCUGACAGAGGAAUGUAUGUAUGUAUGUAUGUAUGUAUGUGUUUGUACAAAGGAGAGAUCAUGUUUCAUGAUGUUUACAUUUAUUUAUAUGUUGAUACUUUGUUGAUUGAUAUUUAUUGUGAAUCCGUCCCGACUGGCGCUCGGUUCUGCGAAUCACGGCCUGGUCCUUAUGUACCUCACUUCCUGUGAAAGGAUUAGUGUGCCUGUUUUGAACUACAGUACGGUGUGUUCUCAAAAUGCUGCUGGCGUUACAGUGCCAUGUGGAAGUAGAAGAAAAAACAUGUCUCAAUCUGGACUGGAAUCUGAUAUUUUUUGUGUGUGGUAUUUGGAAUGAGAUGGGGGUUUGUAUUACUGUUGAUAUGUGUUACAUUUUCCCUAAAGGGAAAGUAUUUUAUGGGGGGGGGGGGGGGGGGAUUUUAUCCUUGUUAUUUGUUUUGCCGUUUGAUUAUGUGAGUGUCUGUCAAUAACAACUGUACAAUUUAUGGUCACCAAAAUUUUACAAAGAACAUGUGACAUUUUGUGUCUCUAAGAAUGUUUUAUGUUCUGGUUCACAUUCAUGCUGAUGUUGGUUUUUGAAAAGGCUAGCGGUCAGUUGGCUCUCAUUACUUUAUGAGACUCCCUUUUAGAAUUACCCAGAACACACCUGUUGACAUCAAUUAAGAUUUUUUUGUCUCUCAAAAUUGCCAGGAUGUGUCUUGGAUCAUCCGUAUAUGAGUAAACUGUUACCAACCUUAACAAUAACACAAAUGAGGCUCAUG